AACUGUCACUUUACGUGUAACGAAAUUCCUCGAAGUUACGUCUUUGGCGAGCAAAGACGUUCCAAAAAUACUUUUUCCUCAAAAAUAGCCUUUAGUAAGGUUUUAAUUGCUACAAACUAUGUCCCUAAUUAGCAGAAAUAUUAUUCGAACCCUGGUGCAGGGGUCCCAGCUCGCGGGGAAAGGUCUGCACACCACGAGCGCGGUAAACGCCGACAAAAACGUAUGUUUCGCGCCACAUUCCAUCAGCUCCCUGCCUGUGAGCAAAGAGGGUCGCAUUAAGUGCACUCUCAUCCCCGGAGAUGGUGUCGGCCCCGAGCUCGUCUACUCCGUGCAGGAGGUGUUUAAGGCGGCCGGUAUUCCCGUGGACUUCGAGUCGUUCUUCUUCUCCGAGGUGAACCCGACAUUGAGCGCGCCGCUCGAGGACGUCGUCAACUCCAUCGCGCGCAACAAGAUCUGCAUCAAGGGUAUCCUGGCCACCCCAGACUUCUCCCAUACCGGCGAGCUGCAAACCCUCAACAUGAAGCUGCGUAACGCUCUCGACCUGUACGCCAACGUCGUGCACGUCAAGUCGCUGCCGAACGUCAACUGCCGCCACAAGGAUGUGGACUGCAUCAUCAUCAGAGAGCAAACCGAGGGCGAAUACUCCGCAUUGGAGCACGAGUCUGUGCCUGGAGUGGUCGAGUGCCUCAAAAUCAUCACCGCGGCCAAGUCCGACCGUAUCGCCAAGUUCGCGUUCGACUACGCGGUCAAAAUGGGCCGCAAGAAGGUCACCGCCGUCCACAAAGCCAACAUUAUGAAACUCGGCGACGGCACUUUCCUGAGGAGUUGCGAUCAGAUGGCAAAACUCUACCCCCGCAUCGAGUUCGAGAAAAUGAUCGUUGACAACUGCACGAUGCAGAUGGUGUCCAACCCGAAUCAGUUCGAUGUGAUGGUGACCCCCAACCUGUACGGCAACAUCGUGGACAACCUGGCCAGCGGGCUGGUGGGCGGCGCCGGGGUCGUGGCCGGCGCCUCCUACAGCGCCGAGUGCGCUGUGUUCGAACAGGGUGCUCGUCACAUCUUCUCCGGCGCCGUGGGCAAGAACAUCGCCAACCCGUGCGCCAUGCUGCUCUGCUCCGCUAACCUCCUCGCCCACGUCAACCUCCAUUCGUACUCCAAGAUGAUCAAGAACGCCAUCAACAAGGUCCUGGUGGACGGCAAGGUGAGGACGAAGGACCUCGGCGGACAGUCCACCACCAAAGACUUCACCUACGCCAUCAUUCACAGCCUCACCCAGCCGCAGUAAAUCAACUAACGUUUCAUGUUUCCCAACUAUGCUCGAAUGGAGUGUCUUUCAAUCUAGCAUAGACAAACAAACACUACGAUGCGUAAACGAUGGCGCGGUAUAGCGUGGUUUUGUGGUAGCUAGAUUGUUGAACCUUGACAACAGUUAUUCAGAACCAUCUAAAACCUGACCAGUAAUAUAUGAUCACGCGCCAUAUUGCGGAAUUUCAUUGGAACUAAGUUUUUCAUACUAAACUGAACUGUCACCCUAUACAUGAGAAUAACAGCGCCCUCUUGGCAAUGAUCAUAUAUUUCUGGUCAGGCUUUACUUCAGGUGGCAAAGUUGCGGAUUCAAUGUUUGGCAAUGAACGCGUAAAGACGCAUUUUGGAAUUUUUUUACCAAUGGAGGUUUGAAAAUGGUAUAACAAACACAAAUAGGUCUUUUGGAAGCCUCUGUCAGAGUGCCGGAUAGUAUUUCAUAGUAUAUAGAAUACCAAAUAACCGCCUAAAUAAAAAUUUGACAGUGGCUACCGAGAUUUCUUAGUUACUUUGUUAAACCAUUAAUUAUUGGCAAUAACGAUGGGAAAUUGGUCGUCCCAAUUGAAAUUAUACCAAAUAACAAUUGACAAUAAUUUGACAAUUGACGAUGAAAUUAUAAUUUAAUCAUGAUUUGAUGAAGUUGGGAAACAAUAUUGACCAAAAAGUUUGGCCAAAAUAAAAUCUUUUUCACUUAAGUAAGUUCAAGUAGUACAAUCCCAUUCAAAUCUAGAUGCAAUAAUUGUAAGGAUAAUUUAUUUAUAUUUAUUUAUGAUGUGAUCAGUUGAAUCUAACAGCGGAAUAUUCUCCAGUAUUCUCUAAGUAUUGAAAUCAGUUACCAUGUAAAUAAUAGGUAAAUAAAACGAAUAAAUACUG
Messenger RNA from Cydia pomonella (codling moth), 2175 nucleotides. It is a transcript of the gene Idh3b, whose product is annotated as isocitrate dehydrogenase [NAD] subunit beta, mitochondrial. Gene Ontology annotation, molecular function: NAD binding; oxidoreductase activity, acting on the CH-OH group of donors, NAD or NADP as acceptor; magnesium ion binding. The record is from RefSeq and is a predicted model, not a curated record. The coding region runs from base 119 to 1285 and encodes 388 amino acids. Gene Ontology annotation, cellular component: mitochondrion. Gene Ontology annotation, biological process: isocitrate metabolic process; tricarboxylic acid cycle. The transcript is spliced from 10 exons. Lineage: Eukaryota; Metazoa; Arthropoda; Insecta; Lepidoptera; Tortricidae.